GUGCCUAUCUGUCAACUACAGUGUGUUAUCGCGAAUAUGAUUGAGCGUGGAGGAAAAAAUUUAUGAAUACACGAACUGAGAUUAUCAAUGGCUUUACUGCGGACUUGGACCUGAUAUCUCAAAUUGUGCUUUGGACCCACGAGAGAAUACGGCAAGCUGCAUGUUCUGGAUAGAACCAAGGCAAGGAAACGAUCGGGAAGUUACGGAUCUUUGUUGUCCGGACAAGAGAGAGGGGCCCGAUUUCAGAGCAGCCAGUCUCGGGUGAAGUUAGCUAGCUAUCGCUACCAAGCAAGCAAGCCAGGUAGCUAGCUAGCCAGCCAGCAUCGUAAACCAGUUAGGAAGAGGAUAGUUCAGUUCUCUACAGGUUACGAGAUUAUUCGUACAAUUAUUACCUUUAUGAAUGAGAGCUCUGGGAAACUGAUACAUAUGGCAUGUUAUUUAAUUCGGAUGUUGACCUCUGUCGUUUAGACUUGACACUUGUCAACUAGCCACGAAUAGCUAGCUAACUAGCAUUACCUGCUUGCCAGCUAGCUAGCGCCUUCUGUCUUGCCAGCAACGCAAAGCUGUUGUUGUUCACGAGCUAACAGUAGCUAGCUACCAUUCCGGCUAGCUGCCUAUUUACCCUUUAAUUACUAUAACAGGGUUGCUAACUAGCUAGCUAGCUUAAAAAAACUGGUUAUAAACAUUUUGUUUUGGGGGCUCAACAUUGGCUGUAACGUUAUAGAUGUUCUUGAUAACACCCACUUUCUUUGUUGCGAUAGCUAGCCCCUAGUGGCAUUGCUCACUAGAUAACGUUAUGCGAACAAUAAGGACCCGGACACAGCUAGCCUGUUAACUAGCUAGGAAACUAGCUACAUCCUUAAAAUAUACAGUUUAGCUAACGUUACGUCCACAAAACAAAUAUGUUGUUUUCUUCUAAGGAGAGGUUAUUGCCAGAUAGCUCGCAAGGUUCGUCUACUAACCGUCUGUUGAUGAAACAACAGCAUUGUAUUUUAAAUGUAACUGAUGUUUUAAACUGUGACAGGUGUUCUGAUUGAAGCGCUAGCACAGUCCGAGUAGUCGGUGGUUAAAUCCAGUUAUAAACGGUAUUGAGGUUGGCAGUUGGAAAGAGGACUUCUGCUCACAGCUUGCUUUCAGCAGGGACGUUAUUUGCACCACCACCGGUACCCAGCCUAAUUCCUGUCCAAGGGAUGUUUUGGUUUUGAGCUGCACACCCUACUCCAACUCCUGCCAGCUCUCUAACUUGGAGGGACUUUUUAUUCAUUGUCCUAUCAUUUUUUAUGUCCUCAACUAUUGCUGCAUCAUUCAGACUUGCCAAGCUACAAAGGUUGUCAGGUGUGUUAACCAGUACCCUGGACCAGUAUCUCAACCCCACCUCGACACACAACACUGGGCUGGCCGUAGGGCUAAUCAAGGAUUCUGAACCGGAGGACCACAUACACUCUUGACUCUUCUAACUUCUCUGCUGGAAUAGACUAUAUUUCUCUCCAGCCCCUAUCCCCCCUCCUCACCCCCCCCUUCCUCCGUCCUCUCCCCCUCCUCCCCCAGUGUGUGAGGGUACAGAUGUGAGGAAGGUAGGAUGGGUACCCAGGGCAGCCCGGUGAAGAGUUACGACUACCUGUUGAAGUUCCUCCUGGUCGGGGACAGUGAUGUGGGGAAAGGGGAGAUACUAGACAGCCUACAGGACGGAUCUGCAGAGUCCCCAUACGCUUACAGCAGCGGCAUCGACUAUAAGACCACCACUAUUCUACUGGAUGGGAGGAGAGUGAAACUGGAGCUGUGGGACACGUCAGGACAGGGGAGGUUCUGCACCAUCUUCAGGUCCUACUCCAGAGGAGCUCAGGGGAUCCUGCUGGUGUAUGACAUCGCAAACCGCUGGUCGUUCGAAGGCAUCGACCGCUGGAUACGAGAGAUUGACGAGCAUGCCCCGGGUGUACCUCGUAUCCUGGUAGGUAACCGGCUCCACUUGGCGUUCAAGCGCCAGGUUCCUACGGAGCAGGCCCGGGCGUACGCUGAGAAGAAUGGCAUGACCUUCUUCGAGGUCAGCCCGCUCUGCAACUUCAACGUCAUCGAGUCGUUCACAGAGCUGUCUCGCAUCGUACUGAUGAGGCACGGCAUGGAGAAGUUCUGGAAGCCCAACAGAGUCUUCAGUCUUCAGGACCUGUGCUGCAGAGCGAUUGUCUCCUGCACGCCCGUCCACCUGAUUGACAAGCUGCCGUUGCCCGUGGCGAUAAAGUCCCACCUCAAGUCCUUCUCUAUGGCCAAUGGGAUGAAUGCAGUGAUGAUGCACGGACGCUCCUAUUCGCUGGCCAACGUGGCGGGCGGGUCUAAAGGGAACAGUCUGAAGCGCUCUAAAUCCAUCAAACCCCCCCAGAGCCCCCCACAGAACUGCACACGCAACAACUGUAAAAUCUCCUAGUAAUAGACCCUGUCUGGGGGGGAGGGGGAGACUGAGACCCUAAACACACUGAAACAGACCUCCUCCCUUCCACUGAGGGGACAGAGAAGAAGAGGAGAGGUUGCGUAGGGCCUGUGGGAGAACCAAGACUGAGACCUACUCUACACCCUGAGGAGGGGAGACACCCUGAAACAGACCCUUACCCCCUACCCUACACCCUGGGGAGGGGAGACACCCUGAAACAGACCCUUACCCCCUACUCUACACCCUGAGGAGGGGAGACACCCUGAAACAGACCCUUACCCCCUACCCUACACCCUGAGGAGGGGAGACACCCUGAAACAGACCCCUUACCCCCUACCCUACACCCUGAGGAGGGGAGACACCCUGAAACAGACCCUUACCCCUACCCUACACCCUGGGGAGGGGAGACACCCUGAAACAGACCCUUACCCCCUACCCUACACCCUGGGGAGGGGAGACACCCUGAAACAGACCCUUACCCCCUACUCUACACCCUGAGGAGGGGAGACACCCUGAAACAGACCCUUACCCCCUACCCUACACCCUGGGGAGGGGAGACACCCUGAAACAGACCCUUACCCCCUACCCUACACCCUGGGGAGGGGAGACACCCUGAAACAGACCCUUACCCCCUACCCUACACCCUGGGGAGGGGAGACACCCUGAAACAGACCCUUACCCCCUACCCUACACCCUGAGGAGGGGAGAAACCCUGAAACAGACCCUUACCCCCUACUCUACACCCUGAGGAGGGGAGACACCCUGAAACAGACCCUUACCCCCUACCCUACACCCUGAGGAGGGGAGACACCCUGAAACAGACCCUUACCCCCUACCCUACACCCUGAGGGGGAGAAGGAGAGGAGGUGAAACCUACUCUCUGUAUGAGGAGGAGACCAGACCUCUAUGGUCAACCCUCGUCCAUAGGAGGGGCUUGGCUGACCCCCUACCUCUGACCAAUGACGUGCCCCCUCCCCCUCGAGUGACUGCAAUCCACAUUUUGGUUUUGUUAAACUAGCCAUGGGCAACAAUUAAAGUCCAAAACCUUGACACACAAAGGCUGCGUUUACACAGGCAGCCCAAUUCUAAUAUUUGCCCCAAUUAUUGGCAAAACAUCUGAUCUCAUACCCUACUGAGUUCUAGUGUGUUUCCCCUCCCUUCCGCUCCUCUCCUCUCCUCUCCUCUCCCCUCCCGUCCCUGUUGAUCUGAGUAUUGCCUCCUGCCGUCCCAUGAUUCAUAUCUGUUAAAUAAUAGAUGUUCUCUUCAUGGAUCUCUGGAGCUUUUUACAUCUCCCUCACUCUGCCUGUUCUCUCCAUCUCUCUCUCUCUCUCUCUCCAUCUCCCUCUCUCCAUCUCUCUCUCUCUCUCCUUCCUCU
Molecule: messenger RNA, 3797 nt
Organism: Coregonus clupeaformis (lake whitefish)
Lineage: Eukaryota; Metazoa; Chordata; Actinopteri; Salmoniformes; Salmonidae
Product: ras-related protein Rab-40C
Exons: 6
Coding region: 1580-2419 (279 amino acids)
Biological process (GO): intracellular signal transduction; protein localization to plasma membrane
Cellular component (GO): endosome; plasma membrane; synaptic vesicle
Molecular function (GO): GTP binding; GTPase activity
Source: RefSeq, a predicted model, not a curated record